Molecule: messenger RNA, 1400 nt
Organism: Cladocopium goreaui
Lineage: Eukaryota; Dinophyceae; Suessiales; Symbiodiniaceae
Source: the annotation of a GenBank genome assembly
AAUGGUGUGAAACACACCUCAAAGCCAUGGAUCUGCUGCCCUUUGCGCCUCGGCCCGGGUGUGGCAGCGCUGUGAAGUUACCGUACCGCGCCAGGAGCGUCUCAACAGUCCCACCGGGAGUGGUUCAACCGGCCUUGGGAGGUGCACUUCUGGGCGCAGCUGGAAGAGGAUGCUCGCUACGCGACCGGAGAGGUCGGACGCGGCAAAGCCAGCCUUUGUUUGUCCCUGCGCAGGUGGAUGAUGAGCCCACGACAAGCUGGUCAUCUAUCGAAGUGAAGGACUUGGGUGAGAAAGGAUUUGGUAUCGUGGCGGUGGCACCUCUGAGCUGUGGAGAAGUGGUCUUGAGGGAGAAGCCCCUGCUGGCUUUGCCACCAUCCUUUGAUGGCGAUUUGGAUCUCCUGCUGAACCAAACCAGCCUCAGUCAGUUGGAUGGUGACCUCAAGAAGGCCUUGAAAAAGCUGAGCGAAGAAGCACAGCAGCGCUUCUGGCAGCUGGCAGAUUCACAUUCCCCCGGGCCAAAGACGGCUGCGGGUGUUGCGUUGACCAAUGCUUUGCACCUGGGCACAGGUGGUGGCUUGCUGACCCGCUCUGCCCGCUUCAAUCACAGCUGCUUGCCCAACGUCCAGGGCACCUGGGCGGAUGGCUGUGCCGAAUGGCGCGCGCUGCGCGCGAUUGCACCGGGGGAGGAACUAUGCUUCUCGUACGUGGAUCCAUACCAGACUGAUGAGCAGAGACAAGCGACCUUGGAACUGCUAUUCAAAUUCAAGUGCAGAUGUCCAGUGUGCAGCUUGGAGAAAGAUGCCAAAGCUGCAAGCAAUCAGAAUCGCUUGCAGCUUCGAGAUUUGAACGAAGGCCUUCAGAUGGCGGCCAUCGCUGCUGAUGACACGGAGGAGGUUCUGGAAGUGCUGGUCCCGGAGAUGCUGGAGCUGCUGGAUUCGGAGCUGGCUGGGAGUCCUGCACUGAAGAGCAAGGUGCUUCACUUGGGAUUUCUGCUUUCAUUGGAGUCAGAGAAUGAGGAUCUUGCCAAGAGAAUGGCAACUCAGGCCUGGGAGAAUGCCGUCUUGGCGUAUGGCUCUGAUUCGGACCGUGCCAAGAUGCUAAAGGCUUGCGCUGAAGGCGACUACCAAAGCGAAGACUUUGAGGAUAUGCUCCUGGAGAUGCAAAGUGAUGAUUUGGUUGGACUACUUGGCCGCAGCUAGUGCAGCUAGUGGGAUCUCCCAGAAUCUGCUGAUCUGCUGAUCCUUUGCUCAUCAUGGAAUCAUCGGCUGUGCCCUACCGGAUCCAGCUGAAGAUCGCCAGAAGCCACGGCCGGCGACGAUGACCGGCUCCCAGUGACCAGCGACGAUGUCCGAGUGCAGGCUCCAGCGCCUCUGAGGCCUGAGAAAAAGAUGGGUUUGUCC